AUGGACCUUCACAAUAAGUUCCCUGGAGAAAUAUGUCCUAAUCCAAUCGGAAUACAGGCUCAGACCGUCUCUGGCCAGCCAGCAUUUCAAACUGGAAAUUACAUUAUACUAUCUAUUUCAGCAUCUGGGUUUUUUUGCAAACACGUAAAACCAGGAUUUUGUGCUGAUUAUAAGGUGCGCUUCACCUGCCCAGAUGAAUGGUGUUCAAAAUGUAGGACACCCUGGCUUGACCGAGAUGACCCCAGUGGAGUAGGAGACUAUGAGACGCUGUCCUUACUCCUGAUAAAAUACCCACUGCAGGUCUGCCCUAAGCCCAUCGCCAUAGAGGUCACAACCAUUAGUGGGACCCCUGCACUGCCACCUGGAAACAUUUUUGUAGGAUAUGACCCGUUACAGGGCUUUGAGUGUAAGAAUGGGGCCUGUGAAGACUACAUGGUCCGCUUCACAUGUCCAUUAAGUUUCUGCAACACAACGUGUGUAACCAGGUGGUUUAAUUCAGACAGCCCUAAAACAAAUGGAAGUGACUCUGAACUCUUGUCUGACCUUAUCAGUAUGUACCCUGGACAAAUAUGUUCUAAUCCAAUCGGAAUAGAGGCUCAGACCGUCUCUGGUCAGGCAGCGUAUACAACUGGAGACAUCUUUCAAGUGUAUAAUCCAGUCUCUGGGUUUGCUUGUGUAAAUGCAGGCCAGACAGGAGGAGGGGUUUGUGAUGAUUAUGAAGUGCGAUUCUCAUGCCCAGAGACAUUUUGCUCAACUUGUAGGACAUCUUGGUUUGACAGAGAUGACCCUGAUAAUCCAGGAGAUCGUGAGAUCUGGAAAGACAUUCAGACAUCAUCAUAUGUCUGUACAUCACAUGUCACAUAUCUGCCCAUUGCUAUUGAGGUGGUCACAACCGUUAGUGGGAGCCCUGCACUGCUGACUGGAAACCUUUUUCAAGUAUUUGAUCCACAUGAGGGCUUUGAAUGCGUGAAUAAUCAGCAGCAGGGUGGAGGGGUCUGUCAGGACUACAAGGUCCGCUACACAUGUCCGAAAAUUUUCUGCGAGAUGGUAGUUCACACAAACCUCUCAACUGAGGUCCUAAACAUUAAUGGCAGAAAUUAAGCUUUGGUGAAACUACGUUUUCAAUUUAAGUUUAGAUAGCCAUGUUAGAUUAAUGAAUUAAAUGAAGAAGAAGAAAAAAACAUUAAAGAUUUGCAUUAUCCUUCCCUGUCUCAGCUUUUUUUGUUGUGAAAUUCUUU
Messenger RNA from Sinocyclocheilus grahami, 1238 nucleotides. RefSeq lists its product as uncharacterized. The record is from RefSeq and is a predicted model, not a curated record. The coding region runs from base 1 to 1101 and encodes 366 amino acids. NCBI's taxonomy places the organism in Eukaryota, Metazoa, Chordata, Actinopteri, Cypriniformes, Cyprinidae. The transcript has 8 exons.